AAAGAGAGGAAUGGGAGGAAAAAUGCACACGAAAUCGGACUCGGAGGUGACUUGUAAUAGCAUGGAUCAGUCGUCGUCGUCGCCGCCGCGCUCCCCUCCCCGGCGGCCACUCUACUACGUGCAGAGCCCUUCCCACCACGACGUUGAGAAAAUGUCAUACGCUUCAAGCCCAGUUGGUUCUCCUCACCAUCAACAGUUCCAUUACUACCACUCCUCUCCCAUUCACCAUUCCCGUGAAUCCUCCACCUCUCGCUACUCCGUCUCGCUCAAGAACCCUCGCCAACCCUCCUCCUGGAAAAAACUCCACAACCACCAACUUGACGACGAUGACGAUGACGACGACGACGGCGACGCCGUUCAUGACUCAACCCGCAACGUUCGCCUCUACUUUGGCUUCUUCCUGCUUUUCGUGCUGCUUUUCACCGUCUUCUCUUUGAUUCUCUGGGGUGCCAGCAAGAGUUACAAGCCUCGAGUCAUCGUUAAGAAUAUAGUGUUCGAGAACUUGUACGUACAAUCGGGGAAUGAUGGAUCAGGGGUACCAACAGAUAUGCUGUCGUUGAACUCAACGGUGAGGAUCUUGUACACAAAUCCUGCUACUUUCUUCGGCGUUCACGUCACUUCAACCCCUCUUCAGCUUAGCUAUUACCAGCUCACUCUAGCCUCUGGCCAGAUGCAGCAAUUCUAUCAAUCAAGGAAGAGUCGGCGGAAGGUAGCGGUAGUGGUGUUAGGACACCAGAUUCCACUCUAUGGUGGGGUGUCAGUUUUUGGUAAUAGUAAAGAGCACAUGGAAAGUGUUGCAUUGCCACUGAACCUCACAUUCGUAGUGAGAUCAAGGGCUUUCAUCUUGGGAAGAUUGGUUAAGACUAAAUUCUAUCGAAGAAUCAGAUGUCCCCUCACUUUGCAUGGCAACAAACUUGGGAAACCUCUUAAUUUGACGAAUUCAUGUGUCUACAAUUAAAUUAUUCC
Molecule: messenger RNA, 966 nt
Organism: Gastrolobium bilobum
Lineage: Eukaryota; Viridiplantae; Streptophyta; Magnoliopsida; Fabales; Fabaceae
Exons: 3
Coding region: 11-958 (315 amino acids)
Source: RefSeq, a predicted model, not a curated record